AUGAUCGAUAAACCCUCCAUCAGAAUCGGAAACGUAUCCGGCGCAACAGGCGACCACCCCCACGCCAUGGCGCGCAUGCUGCGCUCCGGCAACGUCCAAGUCAUCACGGGCGACUGGCUCUCCGAGAUGAACAUCGCCUGGAACGCAAUCACCAAGCGCGACGUCGACCCGAACCUCGGCUACGAGAACGGCUUCUACGAGCAGCUCGAAGAAUGCAUCGACGACAUCAUGGCCAAGGACGUGCGCGUCGUGACGAACGCGGGGGCGCUCAAUACCGUUGCGUUGUUUGACAAAGUUAAAGAGUUGUGCAGGAGGAAGGGGUAUCCUGAAAGUGUAGUUGCUGCGGUUUUGGGGGAUGAUGUCUCUGGAUUACUCCAGGACCCUUCAAGGAGGGGGAGUUUGAAGUUCCCGCACUUGGAUCAUCCAGAGACCACCCUCGACGAUUGGGGUUUCGAGCCCUGUUGUGGCAACGCGUACAUUGGGUGCUGGGGCAUCGUGGAGGCUCUCAAAGCAGGCGCGCGCAUAGUAGUCUGCGGGCGAUGCACCGACGCUUCGCCAGUGAUGGGCGCCGCGGCGUGGUACUACGGCUGGAGAGAAGACCAGCACCAGGAGCUGGCCGGCGCCCUACUCGCGGCGCACCUGAUUGAAUGCGGGCCGUACGUCGUGGGUGCCAACUUCUCCGGCUUCAAAGACUUCCUCCCGGAGCUGGUCGAUCUCGCGUUCCCUGUGGCGGAGAUUUCUCGCGGCGGAGAGUGCGUUAUCGGUAAGACUACCGAGGGCGGCGGCCAUGUUACGCGGCACACCGUCAGGGCGCAGCUGUUGUACGAGCUGCAGGGCCAUCUCUACCUCAACCCGGACGUAGUGGCCGACUUGUCAAGUGUCCGCGUCGAAGAGCAGAAAGAUCCCGGGGAAGAUCGUGUCAGAGUAUGGGGUGCCAAAGGGCUUCCGCCACCGCCGACAACGAAGGUCAUGUUCGCCGCCGAAGGCGGGUAUCAGGCGGAGGCGACAUUCUACAUCAACGGACUUGACGUGGACGAGAAGGUGACGAUGAUGAAAAACCAGCUAGGAUACCUCUUCAAGGACAGCAACUUCAGCAGGCUGAGCAUCGAGCAGUACGGAACACAAGCCCGGAACCCUAGCUCUCAGCAGGCGGGCACCGUGCAGCUUCGUGUCUUUGCGCAGGCGCGAAAGAAGGAGGAUAUUGCGGCCGUCAACUUCAAGAUUCCGAUCUAUGCUGUGAGAAUGCAGAGUUACCCCGGCUACCACAUGUCGCUAGAUUUCCGAACGAUGGACCCGAAGCCGUUCAUGGAGAUGUUCCCGGCAUUGGUACCACAGUCAGCUAUUGAUCAUCAAGUGCUUCUGGCCUCAGGCAAGCUGAUCUCCGUUGCUCCGCCUCAGAACACUGCGAUAUAUAAGAUUGAGAGGCCAUCCGCAGACACGGCAGAUCCAAUCGACAUCAUCUCCUUGGGCACGACAGAUUUUGCGCCUUUGGGAACCAUUGUCCACGCUCGUUCUGGAGACAAGGCCGACAACUCGAACGUGGGCUUCUUCGUUCGCAAUGAGGAUGAGUAUCCCUGGCUGCGGACUAUCUUGACCGUGAGUCGGCUCAAGCAGUUGUUGGGUGAAGACUGGUACAAGAAUAAUCCAAACCGGAGGGUCGAACGGGUUGAAUUCCCCGGGAUCAGUGCUGUGCAUUUCCGAAUCCUGGACAACUUGAAUGGAGGAAUUGCAUCCUCGGAUAGAAUAGAUGGCUUGGGCAAGGGGAUCGCGGAGUACCUACGGAGUCGAUACGUCGAGGUGCCGCGAAGAUUCUUACAGCGGGGCAGGAUUUGA
Molecule: messenger RNA, 1833 nt
Organism: Colletotrichum lupini
Lineage: Eukaryota; Fungi; Ascomycota; Sordariomycetes; Glomerellales; Glomerellaceae
Exons: 2
Coding region: 1-1833 (610 amino acids)
Source: RefSeq, a predicted model, not a curated record